AUGCGCUUUCUAUCAAGCCUCUUCCUCGUCGCAUCUCUCUCGACAACGGUCCUUGCCAAUGCCGGUGGCAAGGCCCCCGAUAAUUUCCCUCUACCGGCUGAUUUCGACCAUGUCAACAGAUCCCCACCACAGACCUUCGUCCUAAACCGAUGGCCUCUCUCUGCUGGGGAUGAUACUAAGCAGCAAGCUCCGCUGGGCAUGCUACGAUAUGUCGCCAACACGUUAUCAGCAACCUAUACACCUUUCGAGGGCUUAAGUGAGCCUAUUCCAGAUGAAGCAUAUCGAGUUGGAUUACUCAAGGGCGGGAAGUGGAUUGGAGGUGUCCGGACGGGAAAAAUACUACAAUCGAAUUAUGCUGCAACAUGGACGCUUCAUGUGGACGAGAAAGGCGAAAUCUUCCACGCCGAAUACGACGCUGUUGAACUUGCGCCAACUGCACAAAAGCCUGAAACCGAGAUAGUUAUCAUCAGGCCAUACGAAGGUGCCAAGCCAGCGUUGAAUAGGCCGGUAGUUCUCAUGCCAGAUGGCAGAUUACCACAGAAAGAGGAAGAGAAGACAUUCCUCCAAAAGUACUGGUGGCUCCUUGCGGCAGGUAUGGUUCUGCUUGCAGCUGCACCAGGUGAAGGAGGGAAAUAG
This is a messenger RNA of Orbilia oligospora ATCC 24927, 636 nucleotides long. RefSeq lists its product as uncharacterized. NCBI's taxonomy places the organism in Eukaryota, Fungi, Ascomycota, Orbiliomycetes, Orbiliales, Orbiliaceae. The coding region runs from base 1 to 636 and encodes 211 amino acids. The transcript has 3 exons. The record is from RefSeq and is a predicted model, not a curated record.